AUGGCUAAUGGAUUGGGUAUUGGUGCUAAGAGAGUGAAAUAUAUUGGAUUGGGUUUGCUCUUGGGGUUGCGCUACGAUGACUUGUAUGACCCAAUGUACGAUUUGGAUGUGAAGGAGGCGCUGAACUGGCUGCCUAGAGAAAUCGUGGAUGCGAGGAACCAACGCCUCAAGCGAGCCAUGGACCUCUCCUUGAAGCAUGAGUACCUCCCUGAGGAGCUUCAGGUAUUUUUCUUACUUGGAAAUUUAGCUACUAACCAAGUUUCUAAAUGA
Molecule: messenger RNA, 270 nt
Organism: Olea europaea var. sylvestris
Lineage: Eukaryota; Viridiplantae; Streptophyta; Magnoliopsida; Lamiales; Oleaceae
Product: cytochrome b-c1 complex subunit 7-2-like
Exons: 3
Coding region: 1-270 (89 amino acids)
Biological process (GO): mitochondrial electron transport, ubiquinol to cytochrome c
Source: RefSeq, a predicted model, not a curated record